GAGAAGUACAAAGAAUGUUUACGCGCAGGUCUAGCAGUUCCAAGUAUCUCUUGUGGGCUUAGACACACCUGAGUUACCAUCCCCCUCUUACUGGCUGAGAAAGUUGCCCCACCUGAUUUGUAAGUUUACCUGCGGUAGUCAGUGGAGUGAGGGUGAGUGGGCACCUCAGCCAGCCAACACUGGAUUUAAUCUGGUUAGAAGUAGCACAGCAGCUCUUAUUUGAAAAACCACUGAGUUCUGAGUUCAUUACUACAGGAAAACUCUUCUCCCCUGGGGCGCAGAGAACCUUGCUUCAGAGUAGCCCUACCGGCUCAGGAAUCCAGUCAGAUAAAACCCAUCCUGGAGGAGAAUGGCUACCUAUGCCCUGCAAAUCGCCGGACUGGUGCUUGGUGGUGUUGGAAUGGUGGGCACAGUGGCUGUCACCGUCAUGCCUCAGUGGAGAGUGUCUGCCUUCAUUGGAAGCAACAUUGUGGUUUUUGAAAACCUCUGGGAAGGACUGUGGAUGAAUUGCAUGAGGCACGCUAAUAUCAGAAUGCAGUGCAAAAUCUACGAUUCCCUGCUGGCUCUCUCUCCGGACCUACAGGCAUCCAGAGGACUGAUGUGUGCUGCCUCUGCGCUGUCCUUCCUGGCGUUCAUGACGGCAGUCCUCGGCAUGAAGUGCACCAGAUGCACCGGGGACGAUGAGAAGGUGAAGGGUUACAUCCUGCUAACGGCUGGAGUAGUGUUCAUCGUCACUGGCCUUGUGGUGCUCGUCCCUGUGAGCUGGGUUGCCAAUUCCAUCAUCAGAGACUUCUACAACCCAAUAGUGGAUAUUGCCCAAAAACGUGAGCUGGGAGAAGCCCUCUACGUAGGCUGGACCACGGCGCUGGUGCUGAUCGCUGGAGGGGCACUGUUCUGUUGUGUUUCUUGUUGCAAUGAAAAGAGCAGUAGCUACAGAUAUUCCAUACCUUCCCACCGAACGACCCAGAAAAGCUAUCACAUGGAAAAGAAGUCACCGAGUGUGUACUCCAGAAGUCAGUAUGUGUAGUUGUGUAUAUUUUUAAACUACCUAGAGAGCCAUGCAGAUGACAAAAAUAUCCACUAUUUUCUAAAAAUGGAACCCCCCAAAAAACACUGAUUUGCUGUUCUUAACUGCCUGAUAUUAAUUACAGGGACUGUGCAUCAGCUCUUUAUGAUUCUAUAAGCGAUUUCAGCCGAAUGAGAUAUUAUACACAUUGCUCUGAUUGUUCUAGAAAGUACAGUCAUUUGUUUUCUAAAAUGGUUCAUGCUGUUUUCUCCUUUUAUCAGUUACUUCAAAAUGACAUUGUUAAAGACGAUUAUUUUACCACUGUGAUUUCUUUAUGGCAUAGCGUUAUGCAUAUAGAUGAGAGUGACGUUUUUAUGUCGCAUAAAUAGAGACAGGCUUAUAUCGUUCUAUUUUAAAUGAAACACUGAUUCAUUACACUGAAUAAAUAGAAUUCAACUAUUGCUUUUCAGGGGAACCAGGGAUAAGAUUGAAGAAGGUUAAUAUUAAUUGUUUAAAAACAGCUUAGUGAUGAAUGCACUUGAUUUAUAAUGAAGGUUAAAAUGAAGGCUUUAAUCAGCAGUGUAAAGGGAACUAAAUGGUUUUUUGAGAUCCUGUUUUUCAGCCUAGGAGUUAGAAAUCCUAACUCCUUUAUCCUCAUUCCCCAGAGGCCUUCCUUUUCUUGUAUAUUAAAUGAACAGCUUUUAAAAGGCAGAUAUUUUGUCAAGGGGCUUUGCAUUCAAACUGCUUUUCCAGAGCUAUACUAAGAAGAAAGAUAAAACUAUAGUCUUAGAAACAUUAAAGACUUCAGGAAAGUGAAAAAAAUUUUUUUUUCUUUUUAAGAUUUUGUGGCUGGAGAAGGAUGCAUUUUGACAAGAAAUCAUAUAUAUAUAUGAAUAUUUUAGUAACUAUUUGUAUACAGACUUUGGGUUUUCAUUAAUGUAAAUAACAGAAGAGAAAAAUAAUAUGUCUUUAUUUGCUUACUACAAAACAAAACUGAGCUGUCCUUUGUGAAAUGCAUCUUCUCCUAUGUGGAUACUUAAGUCAAAAUUGUCAUUUAAGUCCUUCAAAGAUAAAAUUUUUAUUUGUUCCAUUUUUGUUCAACUUUACUAAGGUAUAGAAUUACUAUAUCUUGUGUUUUCCCCAAAUUUGAUCCAACUGUUAAUCGGAUUUGAAAGUUUGUAUCUACAUUUUUCUACCUUAAAUGACUAUGUAUGUUAUCUGCUUUAUGUCUUUUGUAUUAAUAAAUUGUGCCUUUUUAUAUUAA
This is a messenger RNA of Balaenoptera ricei (Rice's whale), 2270 nucleotides long. It is a transcript of the gene CLDN8, whose product is annotated as claudin 8. The transcript has a single exon. Bases 350 to 1027 code for a protein of 225 amino acids. The record is from RefSeq and is a predicted model, not a curated record. Gene Ontology annotation, biological process: cell adhesion; bicellular tight junction assembly. Gene Ontology annotation, molecular function: structural molecule activity. Gene Ontology annotation, cellular component: plasma membrane; bicellular tight junction. Lineage: Eukaryota; Metazoa; Chordata; Mammalia; Artiodactyla; Balaenopteridae.